AAAGCCCAAAUUCAACGCGCUGCUGCUGUCCAGCGCGGCUCCUCCCCACCCAGCAAGGGCACUUGCUCUUCCCUAUUCUCACCAGAGAGGCACAAGCGCUCCGGCCCUUCCAGCGACAGGCAGAGCGAAGAGAAAGGGUCUGUUGUUUUUCUCUCCGUGUUUCUCUCUCCUCCACUGCUGAUCACCAAGCUGCUGACCAGGGAGGAAAAGAGAGGGAGAAAGAAAGAAGGGAAAAGAAUUACCUUAAACUCCCUUCGAAAACCAGUUUGGAGUCAGGGCCUGGAGCGCACGCCCUAGACUCGGGGACUCAAGAAUCCUGAAGACAGGCUCUGAGCAAGCCGGGAGCACCUGGGCUUCGCCCCUGCCUGCCCUCGCCCUCCUCCGUUGCCCUGGAUCCUGGACAUGAGUCCGGAAGUGGCCAGGACCUGGCCAGGACCGACGCUGGUAAACCUGUAAAAGCUCUGGCGUUGACAGCUGGAAGGCAGCUGGGACUGUGGCGCGCCCCUCCUUGUACCCACCGCCCCAUCCAAUUGCCGAGCGGAACCUUCCUGAGUCCUGGAACAACCUUCUUUAAGGGAAGCUGACUCCACCCGAUGUCUUCAAUCCCACUGGAAUCGUCCCUGUCAAACCUGAAAGCCCAGUACACUCCUUGGCCCCAUCUGGUCACAGCAAGUUAAAGGUGAAAGGGCACAGCUUGGGGCUGCUCUUCUGUUUACCCAAGCUGACAGAGACACUAAUCUCCCCAGCCAGGAGUGGGUGCGGACAGUAUCCAGCCUUCCACACCACAUUCCUUUUCUAAGACUUUUCUGGGCCUAUUUACUUUCCAGCCCAAUGAUUUCCUUCUUAUUGGAUGGUCUCUUUUUUGCAGUUCAAGCCUAGACUAGGCAACUCCCUGAGGACUAUAAAGUCCUUUGGUGCCCCCCCAGUUGACCUCUUCUGACCAUGGAACACCAUCAACCUGAGAACCCAAUCUCUGUCAAGACCAGGACUGCAGAAUCAGUCAGCCCUGAAAACCACAAUGUGAUAUCAGCGCUAGAAGAGCACCACCAGGACAAGGAUGCUGGAGAGGCUGAUGGGGCAGCCAGAGAAGCUGAUGGGGCGGCCAGAGAAUCUGUUGGGGCGGCCAGAGAAGCUGAUGGGGCGGCCAGAGAAGCUGUUGGGGCGGCCAGAGAAGCUGAUGGAGCAACCAGAGAAGCUGAUGGGGCGGCCAGAGAAGCUGAUGGAGCAACCAGAGAAGCUGUUGGGGCGGCCAGAGAAGCUGAUGGGGUGGCCGGAGAAGCUGUUGAGGUGGCUAGAGAGGCUGAUGGGGCAGCUAGAGAACAGGAGCCAGAAGAUCAAGGGUCGCUGCCAGAGCAGGGCCAGGAUAAACGUGAGUCCCCUCCACCUGACGCUAGUUCAAACCAGCUGGGGCCAUCCCACCAGACACCACCUGAAGCAGAGACAGUGGGGGCCCACUCCGGGCCCCAGGAGCUUCCCCAGUCCCCCAGGGCCCGACAGCCCGAGCUGGAUUUCUACUGUGUGAAGUGGAUCCCCUGGAAGGGAGCAAGAACACCCAUCAUCACCCAGAGCUCUAACGGCCCUUGUCCUCUCCUCGCCAUCAUGAACAUCCUCUUUCUCCAGUGGAAGGUGAAGCUGCCCCCUCAGAAGGAAGUGAUCACAUCAGAUGAGCUCAUGGCCCAUCUCGGAGACUGCCUCCUGUCCAUCAAGCCCCAGGAGAAAUCAGAAGGACUUCAGCUUAAUUUUCAGCAGAAUGUGGACGAUGCAAUGACAGUGCUGCCUAAACUGGCCACAGGCCUAGAUGUCAAUGUGCGAUUCACAGGUGUCUCAGAUUUUGAGUAUACACCUGAGUGCAGUAUCUUUGACCUACUGGGGAUACCUCUGUACCAUGGCUGGCUUGUUGAUCCACAGAGUCCUGACGCUGUGCAUGCAGUUGGGAAGCUGAGUUACAAUCAGCUGGUAGAGAAGAUCAUCACCUGCAAGCACUCCAGCGACCCCAACCUCGUAACAGAAGGUCUGAUUGCAGAACAGUUCCUGGAGACCACUGCAGCCCAGCUGACCUACCACGGACUGUGUGAGCUCACCGCAGCUGCCAAGGAGGGUGAACUUAGCGUCUUUUUCCGAAACAACCACUUUAGCACUAUGACUAAGCACAAGAGUCACCUGUAUUUACUGGUCACUGACCAGGGCUUUCUGCAGGAGGAGCAAGUGGUAUGGGAGAGCCUGCACAAUGUGGAUGGGGACAGCUGCUUCUGUGACUCUGACUUUCACCUAAGUCACUCCCUGGGCAAGGGGCCUGGAGCAGAAGGUGGGAGUGGCUCCCCAGAAAAGCAGCGGCAGGUCGACCAGGACUACCUCAUCGCUCUGUCCCUGCAGCAGCAGCAGCCUCAAGGCGCAUUGGGGCUUAGCGACUUGGAGCUGGCCCAGCAACUUCAGCAAGAGGAGUACCAACAGCAACAAGGGGUCCAGCCUGUGCCAGCAAGGGCCCCAUCGCCCCAGGCGAGAGGAGCACCACCUGGACGCCCAGCUGGAGAGCGCCGGCGGAGGCCGAAGCCAGAGUCCGACUGUGUCCUCCUUUAGCGCUUCCCCGUGCCGGGCUGCCCUGCCUCUCCUUUUAGAGGCUGUGGCUACUUUGCUUGGUCCCCCAGGUCAGCCCCUGAGAUAUGCAGGGUAACUUAUUUAUGGACUUUUGGGGAUCCGAGCAGGCAGUAAAUGUCAAGGUCAAACUCAGCGACAUUCUUGCCCUCAAGUGCUGCAGCUUCUGUCCCUCCCAGUCACCCAGGGCAACGGUGGGACUGGUGGGUCGAGGAUUUCUGGUUCCCAGCUCCCCUUUCCCAGAGUAUCACACUACUAUGGAGACUCAGGCUCCAGGGCAAGGUCCCUGUCUAGACAGCAUCUACCUGACUUCCCACCCUGACUGGCUGGGUCCUUCUGGCCAUCCUGCAGGUCCGCCUUAUUUCAGGAUUUGAUUUGGAUUUCUAUCUCCAUUAUUUGUAAUGCCUUCCUAGAGGUUUGGAAAUAAAACUUGUUUCCUGAGA
Molecule: messenger RNA, 3035 nt
Organism: Artibeus jamaicensis (Jamaican fruit-eating bat)
Lineage: Eukaryota; Metazoa; Chordata; Mammalia; Chiroptera; Phyllostomidae
Gene: MINDY1
Product: MINDY lysine 48 deubiquitinase 1
Exons: 11
Coding region: 943-2577 (544 amino acids)
Biological process (GO): protein K48-linked deubiquitination
Cellular component (GO): cell periphery; cytosol
Molecular function (GO): cysteine-type deubiquitinase activity; cysteine-type carboxypeptidase activity; K48-linked deubiquitinase activity
Source: RefSeq, a predicted model, not a curated record